Phragmites australis (common reed) is the source of this 2183-nucleotide messenger RNA. RefSeq names its product NAD-capped RNA hydrolase DXO1-like. NCBI's taxonomy places the organism in Eukaryota, Viridiplantae, Streptophyta, Magnoliopsida, Poales, Poaceae. The record is from RefSeq and is a predicted model, not a curated record. Bases 113 to 1690 code for a protein of 525 amino acids. Gene Ontology annotation, molecular function: mRNA 5'-diphosphatase activity. Gene Ontology annotation, cellular component: cytosol; nucleus. The transcript is spliced from 13 exons. Gene Ontology annotation, biological process: nuclear-transcribed mRNA catabolic process; NAD-cap decapping.
AAUCGCACUUACAACCCUUCUCCCUUCUCCGUUCGGCCCCCGACCAGACCAGAAAGGAAGAGCCUUCCGUCUCUCCGCCCCAGCCUCAGCCCCCGCCCCCGCUGCGCGCGCCAUGGACUUCUCGGAGCAGGACGCUGACGCCUUCGGCGAGGACUACGACGUCCACGACGGCGGCGCCGAGGCCGAGGCCGACGGUGGCGGCGGCGACUCGUCGGGUUCCUCUUCCCCGUCCUCAUCCUCGUCGUCCUCCGCCGCCGCGUCCUCCUCCUCCUCCAGCGGCGCCUCCAGCCGAAGCAGCAGCGGCGACGGCGAGGGCGAGGAGGGCGCCGACGAGGGGGACGGCGAGGAGUACGAUUCGUCCAACGUCGUGGCGACGAGGGGUGCCGGAGCCGGCGGGUACCGGGACGAGGAGAGGGGAGAGGACGAGGAUGUAGAGGAUGAGAGGGAUUUGUUCGGCUCCGACAACGAGGAGUACGUCAGGACCCCCGCGCGCAGCAACUACCUGGUCCCAGUGCUUCCUGCAAUACGGAACACUAACAAUCAUUCUCGGGGAGGCUUCGGAGGACGAGGAGGCAGAGGUCCACCACUUCUUCCGAGACCAGGAGGCCAUCCAGGGCGACAUAACUUUGGCUAUGGGAGGUUCUCACAUGGAAAUGGGCGUAACGUUGAAGGUUUUGUUUCAGAAAUGAAGCUUAAUAAGAGUGAAGAAACAUUAUCUAGAAAGGCUGUUGCUUUUCAGGAGCCUUGUGAGAUUUCAUGCUUAAGCCGUGUUGAGGGUGGGGAUGUGUAUUUUGAUGAUCGCAGCUUGAGGCUUUUCAAACGUGAAAUUUGUGACUAUGUUGGUGCGGAUCUCAAUAAAGGAUUCGAAUCAUUUAUAGAGAAGAGAGAUUUGGGUUCUGAAGGAUUUGGCGAUCUUCUUGCAUGCAUAAGACACUCGAACAUACCUCUUCAGAAUAAUAUACAUUUUGUGACAUACCGCAACAAUCUUAACAAGAUAUUGGCCACUGCUUACCUAAGAGAACCAUGGAAGAUGGGCGUGCACAAAAGAGGUAGUGUCGUAUACCUUGAUGUUCAUAAGCUCCCUGAAAGACCAAAAAGUGAGGUGGAGCGCAGGAGAUGUUUUUGGGGCUAUUCUUUUGAAAACCUUGCCACUGAGAACGGCGAGGAUGGAAGAGGUAUUGAUGCAAAUGUAGAGUUCUGUUCUGUAAUAAAGACAAAACUGGGUGCACAUCGCAUUAUCAUGGGUGCUGAGAUGGACUGCUGUGAUGCAACUGAUGAUGGCAGACGGUUCUAUGUAGAGUUGAAAACAAGCAGAGAGCUGGAGUACCAUACAGUGGAAGCAUAUGAGAAAGAAAAGCUACUUAGGUUUUGGAUUCAAUCAUUCCUUGCCGGUGUUCCUUAUGUUGUUGUGGGAUUCAGGAAUGAUGCUGGCGUACUUGUACGAACUGAAAGACUAAGAACCAAAGACAUUACACAAAAAGUGAAGGCAAAGAACUACUGGCAGGGUGGCGUCUGCCUGGCCUUUGCUGAUGAGGUCUUAUGCUGGCUGUAUGGUACUGUCAGAGAGAAUGAAGACUACGUUCUGCAAUUUGUACAUCCAUUUAAUCGCUUGGAACUUCUACGUGCCCAGUCUCCCUGCCCCGAAGCCAUUACAUUGCAUGUGCAGCAGCUCUCGGGUUCUGCAGACUAGAUUCAUCUAUAGACAUAACUUUGGCGACGACAACUGCUUUUGGAGAAAGAUCCGCAGGCUCCAGUUUUAGCAGUGUUGCGUCUUACAACGGUUGAGCUGAUAACAUAGCCUACCCCAGUUACCAAGUGAGUUGAGCUGAUGCAUCAAGGGCUGACGACACCCUGUGAUACGUAGUUGAUCACUGGUAGCGGCUACAUUCAUGGUUUACUCUUUGAUGGCCAAAGAGAUUUUGAACCAAUCAAGCAACAUUGUACUUCGGUUGUAACAUUAAGUUAUAAAUCAAAAUUUGAAGAGCUGUAGUGACUAGUUCGCGAACCAGCUAUGUAAACUCUAUCAAUGAUGAUAGGAAUGCUGAAGAUCGAAAUUGCCAUAGUCCUGUGAAGUCAUGUAAACAGAAAUUUUCAUAUGUUAGAGAGUUCAAACAAUAAAUGACACAAAUAAUUAUUGAAAUGGUGCGUGGCUGUCGCCUGUGGCCGUGGAUGGUUUUAUGCUU